ACGGUUACCGCAGCACUCUGAAUCUUCUCCUUGAGCCCCCUCCUCACGUCACUCAAAAGCGCCAGGGCGUGCACGCCCGGGCACGCUGCCAAUCAGGGGCUGCCUGAGAAGGGGCUGAGCUGCGCAGGUCUGAGGCUUCCGUGAGGGGGGCGUGUUGGCCUGAGGGAGCCGACUGCACCGGUAUCAAAGGAGGCUUCUUCAAGCCCCGGGUUCGUUUGGAGCAGGGAUGUCACAGAGAAAGAAAGGCCAAGGCCUUUCCCGCUCCGGCGGAGGCGACAACAGCGAUGACAGCAUCAGCUUCCCCGGCCCCAGCGGUGGCGGUGUCGGCGGCAGCGGAGGUGGGGGUAGCGGCGGCGGUCUCGGUGGCGUAGGUGGCGGCGGUCUCGGUGGCGUAGGUGGUGGUGGCGGCGGCAGCAGCCUCGAUGCCAGCGAUAACCCUGGCCCCAGCACCAGUGGUGGUGGCCUGUGGAUGAGCCAGUCCCAUGUCCAGGCCCUGGCCCGGGCCAUAGCCCAGGCGGACCCCAUGCAGGUAGAGGAUGACGUCAUGGAGGAGGAGGGGUCUGAGCAGCCAGCGCCCACCGCCGCCCCGCCAAUGCCCUCUACCUCCUUGGCGUCUUCCUCAUCCUCUGCAUCGUCCUCCAAGGCCCGGAAGAAGCCGGCCAAGCACACCGAGGCCCAGAUCCAGCAGAAGGCGAACGAGCUGGUGCAGUUCCUGCUGGUGAAGGACCAGAAGAAAGUGCCUAUCCGCCGGAGCGACAUGGUGAGGACCAUCCUGCAAGACUACAAGGACGUGGUCUCGGAGAUCAUCAAGCGUGCGGGCCAGACCCUGGAGGACGUCUUUGGCCUGCGGCUCCAGGAGAUAGAUCCGAAGUACCACACCUACAUCCUCAUCAACAAGCUGGAACGCCUGGACGAUGACGGCAUGAAUGCCAACGAGGAAGGUGUGGCCAAGAUGGGCCUUCUCAUGGUGAUCCUGAGCCUCAUCUUCAUGAAGGGCAACUCGGCCAAGGAGGCCCUGAUCUGGGAGGUGCUCAAGAAGCUCCGCGUGGAUCCGGAAAAGAGACACAAGACCUUUGGCAAUGUGAAGAAGCUCGUCAAGGACGAGUUUGUUCGCCAGAAAUAUUUGAAGUACGUUCGAGUACCCCAUACAGAUCCUCCAGAGUAUGAAUUCUUCUGGGGACCCAGAGCUGCCCAUGAGACCAGCAAGAUGGAAGUCCUUCGCUUUGUGGCUAAGAUUCAGAAUCGGGAGCCUUCCAGCUGGGUGUCCCAGUACAACGAAGCCCUCCAAGAUGAAAUGGCAUCUGCCUCUGCCUCUGCCUCUGCCUCUGCCUCUGCAUCUGCCUCUGCCUCUGCCUCUGCUUCUGCCUCUGCCUCUGCAUCUGCCUCUGCCUCUGCCUCUGCCUCUGCCUCUGCAUCUGCAUCUGCCUCUGCCUCUACUUCAGCUGGCAACUGAGCCACCGAGGCCACUUUCAGGUACCAGCAAGCAUUUUACAGACUGGUAUCAAGAAAGCAGAAAUCCCCCAAGUUUUGAUGACAUUUGAAACACAGGCAGAGACCCUUUUACCCUCCAAGGUCCCACACAAUUCAACAUUUUCUCCCUUCUCUGAACCUGCAACUUUGUGGAAAAACCUGCAUGAAUUGAACCACGACUUCCUCUUCCCAGGUUGGCUAAAGACUUUCUAAUACAAACUCAUUGCCUCAAGGACCUGUCCUCCCUUAGGCCUGGGUGAGCUUUCGUAGCCUUGAACCCAUCCAAGGACAGGAUUGCUAAACCAUCUCAGUCUAUGCUAAGCCCGUGUUUACUUUUCAGUUAAUAAAUGUCAUAUGCAUUAAAAAAAAAAAAA
Molecule: messenger RNA, 1844 nt
Organism: Dromiciops gliroides (monito del monte)
Lineage: Eukaryota; Metazoa; Chordata; Mammalia; Microbiotheria; Microbiotheriidae
Product: non-structural maintenance of chromosomes element 3 homolog
Exons: 1
Coding region: 227-1453 (408 amino acids)
Cellular component (GO): nucleus
Source: RefSeq, a predicted model, not a curated record